AUGAGGGUACUCCAGCUGAACCUCAAUCACUGUGAGGCCGCACAUGAUCUGCUUAUGCAGACGGUGCGUGAGCUGGAAAUAGACCUGGCACUGAUCUCGCAGCCGUAUAGACACCUGGCCAUACAACCGUGGGUAACGGAUACCACCACUAGGGCCGUUAUUUGGUCCUGUGGUAUGUGUCCGUUCCAGAGCGUGAUCAAUUGUGGAGAGGCGUACUUUGUGGCGGCUAAGCUGGAGGGAAUUCGUUUCUACAGGUGUUAUGCUCCACCCAGCCUCACUUUCGAUGAGUUCACUCAUGAGUCACCGAUUUCCUUUCCUGAGGCAGUUGCCGGAGACUUCAAUUCCUGGGCGGUCGACUGGGGCAGCAGGUACACCAACGUAAGGGGACGAGCACUACCGGAGGCUAUGUCAACCAUAGAUGUAGUUCUCCUCAAUAGUGGCGAAAAACCAACAUUCAUGCGGGGAGAGGCAAGUUCGAUUGUGGACCUGACCUUUGUGAGCAGUGCCCUCGUGAGGGGGAAUUACUCCUGGGAAGUGGCAGACGUCUACACAGCCAGUGACCACUGUGCAAUACUAUGGGAGGUAUCGACGGUUCAGAGGAUUGGAGAAGCAUGCCCGAAAACCAAUACAAUUGGCUGGAAGGUUAGCAACUUCGACCUUGACACGUUUUUGGUUGCGCUGGACGCUCGCCCAAUCGAUGGUAGAAAUGCCAUGGAGAAGGUCAGCGAGAUCAUGAGGAGAGUCACAGACGCUUGCGAUGCUAGCCUGCCUCGAAAGCGCACUCAAAGCCGGCUCCCACCGGUACAUUGGUGGAAUGAUCGAAUUCCUACCCUCCGUAAGGAGUGUCUCAGCGCGAGGAGGUUAUCACAACGUAGCAGGAAAAGGCCAAACUCCGAAGAACUAGAGGCCCAAUACAAGAGUGCUCGCCGAGAACUGAACAAGACAAUAAAGUGCCGCAAGAGGCAAGCCUGGAAGGAGCUAGUGGAUGGAGUUGAGGAUGAUACAUGGGGAAGGCCCUAUAAGGUCGUGAUGUCGCGGCUGAGAAGUCAGAUGCCCUCAUCGACAUGUCCCCAGCUCCUGGAAAAGAUCGUCUCGGUGCUGUUCCCUCAACAAAGAGAGCUCAACCGGCUAUCAAGACAAUGUGAGGUGGAGGCCAUCCCGCCUAUCACAGAAGAUGAACUGAUGGAAGCAUGCGGUAGAGUAGGCAAUACCAAAGCCCCUGGUCCAGAUGGUAUACCAAACAGUUAG
Molecule: messenger RNA, 1248 nt
Organism: Diachasma alloeum
Lineage: Eukaryota; Metazoa; Arthropoda; Insecta; Hymenoptera; Braconidae
Exons: 1
Coding region: 1-1248 (415 amino acids)
Molecular function (GO): catalytic activity
Source: RefSeq, a predicted model, not a curated record